Mugil cephalus (flathead mullet) is the source of this 5584-nucleotide messenger RNA. It is a transcript of the gene rnf217, whose product is annotated as ring finger protein 217. Gene Ontology annotation, molecular function: ubiquitin conjugating enzyme binding; ubiquitin protein ligase activity; zinc ion binding. Gene Ontology annotation, cellular component: cytoplasm; ubiquitin ligase complex. NCBI's taxonomy places the organism in Eukaryota, Metazoa, Chordata, Actinopteri, Mugiliformes, Mugilidae. The record is from RefSeq and is a predicted model, not a curated record. The transcript has 7 exons. Bases 182 to 1897 code for a protein of 571 amino acids. Gene Ontology annotation, biological process: protein polyubiquitination; ubiquitin-dependent protein catabolic process; positive regulation of proteasomal ubiquitin-dependent protein catabolic process.
CAUCCCCUCUCAUCCGGUCUGUCCAGGCUGGGCCCCUCUCAGCCUAUCACUGCCCUCCCUCACGAUUACGUCAGGACCCGGAAGUAGCGAGCUGCCUGCUUUGUUUUGUUUUGUUUUUGUAGUAGGAGUUGAGAAGGAGACCGACUGGCAGAGGUCCGACCGGGAGAGGGCCGCGCACUAAAUGGGGAGAGCUAAAUCGGGGAUGGAAGAUGACGGACCGAUAGCCGACGCCUGCAAAAUGCCGAGUUUCAUCGGCAGUUUCGAGGAGGGGAGGGUGAGGUUGUCCCGCAACCUGCCGACAGAAACUUCCUCCGCGGACGGUAAAGUUGAGCGGCCGCUCAGAGAUUUGACCCGACGUGUCACCAGAUCAAACUCCCGGCUGUCGCUCGACGGGGGCGAGAGGAGCGUCGGGGAGGAGAAGGAUGCGGAGGGCAACAACAACAACAACUGCAACGGCGGAGGAAGAGCGAGGAGGAGGAGGGCGAGCGCUGUCGAGAUUCUGAGGAGGAAUUUCGGGGACUCGAAGCCUCCCUCUUUCCUCCUGAACACGAGCAGUCGGAUGCAGUGCGGCGACGAGAAUGAAGCCCGCGAAGGAGGCGACGUUAGCGACGUUACUAAUGGCAGCGGAACUGAAUGUGGCGAGUGUGAAAAGUCGGACGUGGAAACGGGCGAAGCCGACGCCGAAAACGAGCCCACCCCGAGCGAGUCGCCGACUCCCGGUGUUCGGGGAGUUGAACGUUUAACCGUGACGGAUCGGUGCCAUAGCGGGUGCGACGGAGACGGCAGCGCGGACUCUGUCGAGGACACUUUCGAUGCCAAAGAGCACGUCUACAGCACCGUUUACUGCAUCGCCAACGACAGCCACCGACAGGACGCUGAAAUCACAGACCGCCACGAUGGAGCGGGCGCAGCUGACGCAACGGACGCGGACUCCGAGACCGGACGGGAGGCCGGUGGGCCGGCGCCGUACACGCUGGACGACCUGGUGGACCCUUUCGCGGGCAUGUCGCGCCGGUCGCACGCGGAGGAGGCCGAUGCGGACACUGAGAUACAGAUUUGCUGGGUGUGCCUGGACGUUAAACCCAUCGCCCCCCUGCCCUGCUGCAAGAACGCCGUGUGUGAUGAGUGCCUGAAGCUCUACGUCAGCUCCCUGGUGCGAGUGGCUAAGCUUCAAAUCCGGUGUCCGAUCCCGGAGUGCACCGGGAACCUGGAGGAGGGACUGGUGAUUUCUCACCUGGCCACCGAGGAGGUGGCAAAAUACCGUUACUUCCUGGAGCUGAGCCAGCUGGAUUCGAGCACCAAGCCGUGCCCCCAGUGCAGCCACUUCACGUCUCUGAAGACGCACAACCCCAACCGCUCCGAGCACAAGUACAAGAUUCAAUGUAGCAACUGCCAGUUUGUGUGGUGCUUUAAAUGCCACGCUCCCUGGCACAACGGGCUGAAGUGCCGCGACUACCGGAAAGGGGACAAGCUGCUACGAAGCUGGGCGAGUGUCAUCGAACACGGCCAAAGAAACGCCCAGAAAUGUCCUCAGUGCAAGAUCCACAUCCAGCGCACGGAGGGCUGCGACCACAUGACCUGCACGCAGUGCAACACUAACUUCUGCUACCGCUGCGGGGAGCGCUACAGACACCUCAGAUUUUUCGGCGACCACACGUCCAACCUCAGCGUGUUUGGCUGCAAGUACCGCUAUCUCCCUGAGAAACCUCAUCUGAGGCGCCUGAUUAGAGGGUCUGUCUGCGCCACUAAGGUGCUGAUUGCUCCGGUGGUCAUCCUGCUGGUCGUGGUGCUCGGAGCUCUCGCCCUGGUGAUAGGGUUGGUCGUUUUCCCGGUCUACUACGUGUGCAAGAGGAGGAGGAAGAAGCAGCACACGCGAGGCUCCGUUCGAUGGAUCUGAAACCCGCCCCGCUCUGCAUCCAGACUCGAAGAAGACGACGACGCCCACAUCUCCUCAGGGACGGACACGACGCCCCGAGUCAUCGCGGAACUCUUAAGGAUCGACGCUGGCGGUCAGCGGGGAUCCCUCAGGUGGAUGAAGUGUAGAAACAUAAAGCGAGGCCUGGGUGAACGCACGCUGUCACGUCCAGGUUAUUUAUAUCACAUGGGAGAACCCGCGCGACGCGGAUGCUUUAUCGGGACGCUGGAUAUUUAAGCAGGGAAAGAAUACGGUCCUAUAAACUGAAUGCUGAAGCAACGGCUCGUCACGCGGCGGAGCUGAAUUUCAAAGCAAGCAAAAGACUUUCUGAGUGGCAAACGCUCACCGUGGACAUUUUGCAGGACGUUUAACCGGUGCAGAUUUGCUUUUUUUUCGCCCCCACCCCACUACUUUGACACAACAGGUCACCGACAGAUGCAGUUUACACCCGCACUUGUGAGAAUAUGUUAAAAGAACUGGCUACUAGCACUAGUUAGCGCCGCUUAGCAGGUUGUUGCUGCAGGAAGAGUGUUGGCAGCACAGGUGAAAAACGGUAUGAGGAAACGUCGUCCUCCGUAUUUGCAAAUGUUCGUUUCGCACUUGGCAAAGAACAGGUGAGAGGCUGAAGCCAAAGGGCUGAUACUAUUCUCAGCUGACCCAAAAACAAAAAACACACAACACAGACUCUGUCUGAUCUCUUGGAAGGUUUGAUGUUGACACCUGGUUUUACACACCACACACGGCCUCAGCCCUUUCAUCCCUUCUUUCUCUGCGCCAGCGGCGGCUCUCAGACUCUUCCCUGCAUGGCCACACGCCGCAUGCCAAUAUCUGCAUCAUCAAAAUCAAACUGCGGUGCCAAAACAAAACGCUGAAUGCGGCGGGACAGAUAGCUGACCCAGUCCCUUUGCCAUUUUUUUUUUAGUUGUUGUUCUUUGAGGGGGUGGACUUUUUCCAGAGGUGGAAAGUGCACAAGAAGUGGAUCCAGAUCGCUGUGCACUGAAUAGGUUGGACCAUUGUCCACAGUUUGGUUGACUGAGUGGUGGUUUUUAACGCACACGCCGCCCCACUUAAUUUGUUCACCCUGGCACACGCUGUGAGAAAGGACACACAUGGACUGCAGCCAGGAGACAGGAGAUUUUCAAGAGCUUUAAAGGUAACAACCUGGCAGCAGCCAGCUGGCUGUCCUUCACUUAUCCUCCUAACAUCCCCGCUUGCAUUCUUUCAAUUUGUGUCGCCGCUUCCUUGAUUGUUCCUUAACUACUUUUGCCCACCCUGCCCUCUUGAGGCGCGACCGGGCUCGGCUGUGAGCGGAGGUGGAGAGAGAGCGUUGAUCACACCUAAAGUAGCGGCUGCCGUUCUGGCGGAGCGGGGAAAACAGAAACUGCCUUUGAGCUUCUGAUAUGCAAAAAUAACUCAAAGCUGCCCGUGGCGCAUGCUGCAAGGUCAAGUGCGAGAGGUUUCCCAAUCUGUCGCAGAAUUCGCCUGCGCUUAUCCCGCUGUUUAGAGGAGCGAUCUGGGUUUCGCUUUAGCGCUCCCUUGUGAAAGGUUUAGAGGGAGCUUUUGAGAGAUGGAUAAGCACAGUCUGUCCGCAGGUUGUAGAUGAAUGCAGCACAGCGAUAAAAUGUUUGGAAUGAAACGGAGAUGAGAAGUUUGGGGGUAAUGUCUCCACUAGACACAGACACCCACAGUGGAGACAGGACCAGUUCGGCUGCUUUGUAUCGGUGCAUCUCGAAAACUGCAGGGGCCACCAGCGGAAUGAGCGUUGCAGCACGUUUCAUCAUCUCCACGAGAGCAACGAAGGAAAUCUGGAGCUCAUGUUCAUGCAUGUCGGACAUUCUGCUGCUCUUUAUCCCAGGGAUCUGAAACCGUUUUCUGCUCCCAGGGAGUUAAUAAAUACCGACACAGAAAGCAUCUCGCACCGGGCUGAUUUCAACAGUCCUAAGAGGUCCAGACUCUGGGUUUGAGUCCACUCUCAGGGAGUUUUCUGUUCACUGUACCCAGAGCCCCUCCGCCUGUGUGAACUGUGCCACAGCAGAGUCGAAAUGCUCUCUGAUAGGUUUGACUGCGGUUACCAAGCAACCGGGUUUAAUUCCAGGAAGUGAAAACCCCGUUGUGUCAAAAGAGAUCAAAAUGUUUGCCAACGCCGCCUGUGUCUGGCUCAGCUGUGUUGUGAGCGCUGCACUGGAGUUAGAAGUUCAAUCUGGGACAAAUGUUUGUUUUAGUAGGUCAGCACUGGGAAACUGAACGCGCGAGUAACGGGCCCAGUAACAUUCAGACGAUCCGCUCCGCUAAGAAUGCACACGUUUAGUUCCUUGCAUUUUGUUCGUGACAUGUGACUGACAGUCGUGUAUGUACCAUAUUUGAUGCACAUUUCAUCUUAAAUUCUCCACAGAAAUACUUAAAGUACUUUUUUUUUUUUUUUUUUUUUACCUAAACCAUUGCAAUCUAUGUCUGUGCACUUUAUCAACACUGAAACAUUGAUUCAGCUGGUUAGCUGCUUGCCAGAAAAUGAGCAGUUGGAAACUUUGACAACUGACGUAUCAAGAAAACGUUUUCUGCCAUGGUUUACAGUCAGAUAUUACAACCAAUGAAUUAGUGAUCAUAUACCUGUAAACUCAAGUAAAUCAGGUUCUGUUAGCGGAUAGUACCUGACUAAACAACAACAACAAAAAAAACUUUUCUAAAUGUACAAUCAUUCCCACUGAUGCAAUUUUUUUUCUUUUAAUUUGCUAUAGCAAUCCGCUGUUUGGGGAAAGCUUUACAAUUAACCAAAAUUGACUUGCUUUAGUAACACGAGAAGUCCAGUGUUUCUUUUUGUACUCUGGGAUGAAUUGGCUGCAUGAUGCCCCGGCUUUUUUUUUUCUUUUUUUCUUUUUUUCUUUCCGUUAAAUAUUGAAAUCACAGUGAAAACAGCCUAAACAUGAAUGGUGCCUUUACACCAACCUUUGGUUCAGGGCCCCUGCAAAGACAAUAAAUUAAGGUGUAGUCUGCCACACUUUAGAUCUUAGAUAACCUAAGAAAACUAUUAAAAUAUUGUAAUAGGGCUCAUAGAGUUAAAUAUAAUUGUAUGGGACUACUGUUGAAUAUGUCUAUGGAUUUACUGUCCCAACACAAAGAAGAAUAUGCAGUCAAUUCAGGUCUUAACAUUGUACGUUUUUGUGCUAAAACUGUUUUAUAGAUUGAAGCUUCUGAAGUAACUCAACCCAGGGUGUCCGCUGCUUCCCAAAUACUCUUGUACUUUUGCACAAGUUGAACUGUCACUUUAUUUUGGCUCACGCGCUUCGGACCGAGCCCCGCUUCAUCAUUUACAGACAAAUUUAAUGUCUGCUUACAUUACAGGUUGUUUCAACUCAGGAGAUGUGAAUAUACUGACGAUGCAGUACACUACGUAUUAUCAGCGACAUCAAGAUGAGUUUCCCCUAUCUGCUGUGCAAACUUGUUGCAAGUGCAACAAGUUUGUGUGUAUACACUGCUUUGUUUGCGUUUCCAGUCAAAGAAAUGUCAAAGUGACUUUAUUAAUAUUCUCCUUGUUUGCACCCAGAAUCCAUUCUUCCACCCGCUGCCAUUGUCAGAAAUAUCUGCUGAUAUGCUUAUUGCUCACUUAGUCAGGCACAAACACUGUUUUCACCUGAGGAUUUGAUGGAGAAUAAACAGACUCAAAUGCCAAAA